Molecule: messenger RNA, 6454 nt
Organism: Polistes canadensis
Lineage: Eukaryota; Metazoa; Arthropoda; Insecta; Hymenoptera; Vespidae
Gene: ssp3
Product: S phase cyclin A-associated protein in the endoplasmic reticulum
Exons: 15
Coding region: 257-5302 (1681 amino acids)
Molecular function (GO): nucleic acid binding; zinc ion binding
Source: RefSeq, a predicted model, not a curated record
AUGGCGCUAAAUUACAAAGCGAAAUGCAAAGGUUAUUCGAGAAACAUGCAUCGUAGUUAAUGGUAGAAGUAAAAACAGUUGUGAAGUUUAUCAUGGAGAUUGUUUGUUUGAAUAUGUGACGUGUGAUAUAUAUAAUAAUGUUGCAUAGCAUCGUUGGAGUGACGUUCAUAUUCAAUACUUGUAAAAGUGUUCUUUAAACCUAAUGUCAUUAAAAAGAGUACAUCUUUGUUUACUACGCAGAUAAAUUAGAUUAAAAAUGGCAGAUGUCAGGUUGCUCAUACAAGAAGAAGGUCGUGCAGCUAGAAAUCUAAUUGCUUUUAAUGUACCAGUUGGCACAAGUAAUACAGAGAAAGUAACAAGGAAACCACCUAGUGUACCGAGAGUGGUUCAAUCUGGAUCUAUGAAGAGAUCUAUGAAACCAGCCUCCAGAGUUAGAUCGGCUUCCACUGGUCGAGACAAAAAGUCUGAAUUACAAGCUCGCUAUUGGGCUUUUUUAUUUGGAAAUUUACAAAGAGCGGUUGAUGGUAUUUAUCAAACAUGCGAAGAGGAUGAAAAUAUUUCUGAAUGCAAGGAAGUUAUUUUGGUGUUGGAAAAUUAUACAAAAGACUUCCAUAAUUUAAUAGAAUGGUUUAAAGUUAAAUGGGCAUAUGAAAAUUCACCACCACCAUUAAGACGUACACCAUUAGCAUGGGAAGUAAGGAAGACAUCACCUUGUCGUAUCUGGAAUUCAACAAUAAUUCCAAAAUCUACUAGCCCGUUACAAAGGAUAAGCCCACCGGAAUCAACUUGCAGAAGUCCUAUUGAUCAAGUUAUUUCGGAGACCAAACCCAUGGUUACGGACAAUAAAAUAAAUCAUAUUAAAGAGGAAUCGCUGCAUAAAAUAAUAAAGGAUAAUAAGAACAAUGUAUCUAAAAAUAAUUCGACAAAUAUUAAAGAGAAAAGGAAGAACGUGAUAGAGAGAGGUGCGAAUCAAUCGUCCAACAAAGAAAGAUCUGUAGCAUCCAAAACUAGCUCUAUUAACAAAGUUCUAGUAAAGCCUGCAUUAAAUGCAAAAGCUAAUGGAAAUAGUUUAAUAGAUAAUAACAAAUCAACGAGCGAAGAUGGAUGCGAUUCUAAAAUUAAGGCAGAUACAAGAAACGUUGGAAAACAGAGUAAAAAUUCAUUGCAAAAUAUAAGUACUUUAAAAAUAUUGGAUUCGAAUUUAUCGAUUGACAAACAAGCUUGUAUUAAUAAUAAGAAUACGAAAUCAAGUAUUUAUCAAAACAUGGAAUCCAUGGAUAAAACGAUUAAGGAAAACGAAACGAAUAGUAAACUUUGCAGUCGAAGUAAAUCGGAGAUCACAUUAACAGCUAAUAAAAAAAAUACAGAAUUAAAAACAAAUGAUAUUAAUACCAAAGCCACGAAACAGAACAUAGACAAUAAUGAAAGUAAAAUAAUUCUAGAAAAUGUAAACGUCGAUAAUAAAAUAAUACAAGUUAAUAAUAAUAAUAAAUUGCAAAUGCAAAAUAUCGAUACGACGGUAGCCUCGAAGAAUGCGAAAAAUACGAUAGAAUCAAAUAAUAAAGUAAAGCAGAAAACAAAUAAACAAUUUAUAAAUACUGACAAAGUAGAUAAUAAAUUAAUUAACAAAUGUUCAAAUAAAGAGAUAAAUAAUACGAGCCAAGCAGCAUAUUCAACGGUAUCAUCGCGUAGACGACCAAACGAACAACAAACAAUUAAUUUACCAGAAACACCGAAAUUUAUUAGAAGCAAAACAACUUUGAAUGAGAGAACCGUAUCGUCUGCGAAUAAAGCCAGACCAGGAACAUCUGUUAUAAUCAGACGUCGACCUCAGCAAGUAGAAAGAAAGGGUAAUAAAAUUUUGUCGACAAAAAAUCAAGAGAGUGACAUGAACGGUUCAGUAGAAGUAUUAACGAAACAACCGAGUAAUGUUAAACCAAAAGACGAAGGUGAUGGCUGGCAAACUGUACGAAGUCGCUACAGAAGAGGGAGUACUCACAAUUUAAAUAUGUCUACGCGUUUUCACAAACCAAGUACGGCCACAUCAUUGCCAGCUUUAUCCAUAGAAAGUCCUUCUGAAAGAAACAAAAAGAAUUGUUUAACACCCGAUGGGAAUAAAUAUAAGAAAAAGUGUAUGGUAGGAAAGGCUGGGAAAAAUAUAAAUAACGAGGUAGAAAAAGUCAAAGGAGAAUCAAAUUUGAACGGUAAUAAAGUUAAUAAAACUAUUUGGGAUAGCAGCAAUGUGAUGAAAUUUCCAUUGUCGAUAAACGACACUAAUUCAACAUCGAUGAUCGCAGCUAUAUUCAAAAGCGACGCAGAGUUGCUUGAAAAACGUAUACAGCAGUUUAUGGCUGCCCAAGCUGAGAGAGAACGUAUUAUUUUAGAAGAGGAAAGAAAGACUGAAGAAGCGGAUUCUCAAAGAUCGCAACAGUUGUCGGACGAAGAAGCUUCUUUGCAAAGGCAAAUUUUAGAAUUAGAAUCUACCGAGUUCGACAUCGACACGGAAACUGAUGAAACUGAUGGGGAAAUGGUUCUCGAGAUAGAGGACGAACAAUCGGUAGUAAUCGAUGUUGUUUCCGAUGAUAUUAGUUUAGAAGAUAGAUACGAAAAUAUGUUGGAAGGCAUGUCAUGGGCAGAACGAGUCGACGUUCUCGCACAGUUGCAAGCACUCGUAGCACGCCAUCCUGGAAGAGCUCUUGAACUGCAUCAAAAAUUAUCUUCGCCAUCCAGAAAACGAUCCUUACCUGAAACCUUACGCAGAUAUCAAGCAAAACAAGCGUGUGCGCAACAUAAACGUCAAAAAUUAUUGAUGGAGAAGUCGCAAAGAUUACGGGAAUUAUUGAACAAAGUUGAGGACGUGAAGAGUGCUAAAAGUCAAUUGAUAGAAGACAAGAGAAUUAGAAUGGAAAUGAAACUUAAGAGAGCAGAAGAAAAUAGAACACAACAUUUGCUGGAAAUAGUAAGGAAAGCUCAUGACGAGGAUUCGAAAUUAAAAGAAAUCGCGUUUAUCAAUGAACUCGAAGCACAAAAUAAACGACAUGAUUUUAUGGCAUUGUGUCAAGAACAGGAGGAGCGAUUGCAGGGUAUACAAGAAGAACGUCAAAGACGUCAGGAAGAGAAAGCUGCAAAAGAAGCCGCUGCUGAGGAACGUAGGAGAGCAUUGGAAGCUGAAAGACAAUUGCGUAUACAAAAAAUGAAACAGGCUAGACGCGAACGAGAAGAGAGAGUUGGGAAAAUGCAGCUUGAAAGAGUGAAGGAACGUCAGGAACUUGCGAGAGAAAAGGCUCGAGAUCGCGAAGAAAGAUUAUCAGCCCUUCACGCGGCUCAAUUAGCUAAUCAAGAGGAAUUACAAAAAAAGAUAGCUCAUAAACAACAGGAGUCAGCUAGAAGGCAUGUUGAAAAUAUAGAACAUAUUCGUCAAAGGGCUGUCGAGUCGUCUAUUUUAAGAUCGGAAGAAGUUCCACCUACUCUCAAAUCUUAUCCCAUUCAAAAGCAGUGUUCGCUCUGUGAUACAAACAUAACGAAUGAAGUACAUCUCCUGAGUCAUUUGAAAGGAAAAACUCAUCUCGAAGCUGUACGUAACGCACACGACGGUAGAGAACCAUCGAGAGACGAAUUACAACGAUUCAACAUAGCUCAAAUACGUGACGUAUUAACACCAACGUCCAAUAAUGUAACUUCGAACGAUAAUAAGGCGUUGAAGGAAAAACAGAAAGCCUUGAAACGCCGUUGUAGGAAAAUAAAACAACGUAUAACUUCUCGCGGUCAGGAAUGGGAAAACGCACAGAAAAACGAUAGUCUUCCUUUGAUCGUCGUCGAGUCUACCAACAAAGUUAAAUUUCGACGAAAUUUAAAGGAGUUGGAUAGAUUGUAUAAUUAUUUGAAAAGUUCCGGGUCCAGCAUCGCCGUAGCUACUUUGGAACGUUGCUUUGGUGAAAUUGUUCGAGCUUUGUCAAAAUCAUGUCCAUUUGAUCAAGACGCGUUAAGAUCACUGAACGGAUUCGACAUUUUGACAAAUCUAUUAAGUUUAAGCUUGAACAUUCAAAAUUCGUCCCAAUGUUUACCAAACAAGAGCAUAAUUUCGUUAUGCAAAGUGUACAAGUCCGGUAUAAGCGGGAAUGCAAACAACAUCGAAGUGAUUCUGUCGAGCAACAAGGUUCUCGUGAUUUUGGAUCUUCUAUUACAACGUUUGGAGACUUUAAUCGAUCUAGACGACCACAUACAAGCACAGGAAACAAUCGGUAAUUCGACAGGAAAUAGCAUCGUGGCUUCUGGAGUGGCACAGUUGCUUUGUAGUUUGAUCCCCGAAGAGCCCUUCGAGAAGCAAACGUUGCAGAGCCGAGUACAGGAUAUCGCUGGAUAUUUGGUAGCAGGUGGUCUUAUCGAUAAAGUUGCGCUUCACGCUCGCGCCCUCAUCGAGGCGGAUUUUUUUUUGGACCAAGAACACGAAUCACCAUUGCUGUUAGCCUCCUUCGAUCUUUUAUCGCGUAUUUGUUAUCAUUUGAAACGUACGACGACCACUCCCGACAAUCCUAUCGUUCAUAGUGGUGGUAGCAGCAGCGGCAAUAAUAAUAAUAAUAAUAAUAGUAGUAAUAAUAAUAAUAGUAACGAAAAUAACGAACAAACGACGAGUACGGAGACUCAUCUGAUUUCGAGUUUGUUUACCUCCGAGGCAGCUGGCGCGAUCGGUGCUCUUUAUGCAGCAGUUGCAUUGAACACGGUUAAUCAAAAAGGAUCCUCGCCUACGCCGAAUCAAACGAUGCCUUCGAUUGCUACGAGAAUGUUGAUCGUUCGUGGACUUGGAUUACUCAAGGCUUUCGCUGAACUCGAUCUUCAAAGGUUCCAGAAUCUUCUAGGAUCGGAAGGAACGAGUUUGCAGUGGCGAUUGAUAACGAGUCAAGUGAUAACCCGUCUAUCACGAGAUCCGCUUACGGAAAAAUCAAGUUCUAGUACUACUAGUAACAACCUGAACACCAGCGGUACUUACAUCCUAUCGGAAUUGUUCACGGUUCUUGGAUAUUUUGCUGUUAACAAUUCGGAAAAUCAGUUGAUCCUCCAAUCAGCCGGAGCUGGACCAAGCGUUCUUCAACAAUUUUGUACAUUACCCUUCCCAUUUUAUGGCGAUCCAAGGUUAACGCCAUACACAUUAGCCGCAUUACUGGCAGCUACGCAUUGCAAUCCGGAGGCUAAGGCAAUUUUAUCUUGCGAAUUAUCUUAUCAGCUUCUGGAAGAGUACAGAAACUCCGAGGAAGGUAAACUGAAUCCUCUGGUACGUUUACUGAAGGAUCCUUCUAGUCCUUGAUAUCGAAAAGGGUUUUGAUUAGUUUGCUUUUCUAUUCGUUAGAGCAUAGAAACACAUAGAAAAAUAAUCGUUCGUUACCAUAUUAAGCGUAAUUUCGUUCGUUCAUUUUUCGUCUAUAGUAUUGCGAGUCUCUCUUUCUUUCUCUCUCUUUCUCUCGCACGUGAGAGUAUUAAAAAAAAAAAAAGAAACAAAAAAUAUAAUAAUAUAACAAUUAUACGAUACAUACAUUACGUUACGCGUGCAUUCACAUAAUCGUUUCGCGAAUUUCAGCAAGUCUUAAGGCUGGUUCCUCGAGACGAACAAUUGUUUCAAUUAAUUAAUUAAUUAAUUAAUAAAUUUAUUUAUUAUUAUUAUUAUUAUAACUUUUCUUUACGUUUAUCAACGGGUCAUACUCCACAUUCAGGUCGUCAAUUUAAUAGUCUUCUAAUAUGAUUAACGAGUUAUUUAUAUCCGUUGAAAGAGAAACUCCGGUGCCACGCGUGUUUACAGACGAUUUUGUUCAUAUUUUUUCUUCUUUUUUUUUUAACGUCUUCGUCCUUCGCACACUAUUAAAAUGAAUUAACGUAAAUGCUUCGAUGGCUACGAUGCUGCCUAUGUAACUCGAGAAAAAUUACAAAUAAUCCGCGGAGAAAAUCGGAGGAAAGAGGAAAGGAGAGGAGAAAAAAAAUACUUUGACGGUUACUAGCGAUUAGAAAUGGUAGGAAAUAUUAAUUAGAAACAAUUUGUACGAGGAUACAAAAUUUAACGGGUUCGAUUCGAACAGUUUCAAAAUGAAGAAGAAGAAGAAGAAAACAAUGGUUAUAUUUUGAAUAUCUGUCAUAAGUUAAAAAAAUGAUUUUAUUUGAUUUGAUUAAUCGUUGGAAUCGAGCUCGUACAUUUUUGAAUCUAGUCCUUUUUCACAGCUGAUGAUGAUCGUACAUCAUUUAGACGUCGUAUUAACAGCACAUAGAAAUACACAGAUAUAUAUACGAGUAUAUAUAUAUAUAUAUAAAACGCAUUGGUACAUAUAUAUAUUUAUAUAUAUUUCCUUAUAUAAUCCGCUUUUUCGUGGUAGAAUAAUAAAGCUCGCGAGAUGAGUGAAGAACGUGUCUUCUAAACAAAAAAUUAAAAUAAAAUAAUAAUAAUAAUAAUAAUAAUAAUAAUAAUAAUAAU